GAGACGCGGAGAGAGAGGCAGCAGGCAGGGAGGGGAGCAUGGCGAGCGUCAAGCAGGGCGGGGACGCGGCGAAGGCGGCGGGAGGCGGAGGGGGGCUUGGGAUGCCGGCGGCGGAGGUGGAGCAGGUGUUCCGGCGCUACGACGCCAACGGCGACGGCAAGAUCUCGGCGGAGGAGCUGGCGUCCGUGCUGCGGGCGCUGGGCGCGCCGCCGGGGCCCGGGGAGGUGCGCCGCAUGAUGGACGAGAUGGACGCCGACCGCGACGGCUUCGUCGACCUCGCCGAGUUCGUCGCCUUCCACUGCGGCGCCCAGCCGGCGGAGGGGCAGGACGACGGCGCCGCGGAGGCCGAGCUGCGGGAGGCCUUCCGCAUGUACGACGCCGACCGCAACGGCCUCAUCUCCGCGCGGGAGCUCCACCGCGUCCUGCGCCAGCUCGGGGACAAGUGCUCCGUCGCCGACUGCUCCCGGAUGAUCCGCUCCGUCGACGCCGACGGCGACGGCAGCGUCAACUUCGACGAGUUCAAGAAGAUGAUGGGCGCCGGCGCCGGAGCCAGGCGCUAGCAGCCAGCCAAGGCCCAAGGAGGAGGAACCUCCCUGCAUGACUCCGAUCCACACCCCCAAAGGCCUCCUUUUACUGUAGUACUACAUACCAAGCAAGCACGGUUUUGGAGGCACUCUGAUCUGAUUUCAUGGUGAACAGCGGAGGUGAUGUUGUCGUGUAAAGGUGUGAUGACCUGCUACUGCUUUUGUGUCUGCCUUCUCUGCUCCUAUAUUAUGAUGUAAUCUACUAAUUGACUAAUCCCUGCUGUCGCUAAACGGCUAAAGGAGGUUCCAACUUUUAAUCCCUUUGUUUGUUUUUGUUAUGGCAAGCCCUUUGUUUAAUUUGCCAGGGCCAGGUGUGGGUAAUAUAUGAUCACCCUUCACUGGACCUCAAAACAUAUCGUUUGCUACCUGUUAAGUAAUCCAGUUGUCCUGUACAUGCAUGCACAUUUUGAAUGAUUUUGCCAGAAGAUC
Messenger RNA from Panicum virgatum (switchgrass), 1013 nucleotides. RefSeq names its product probable calcium-binding protein CML18. The record is from RefSeq and is a predicted model, not a curated record. Lineage: Eukaryota; Viridiplantae; Streptophyta; Magnoliopsida; Poales; Poaceae. The transcript is spliced from 2 exons. The coding region runs from base 39 to 560 and encodes 173 amino acids. Gene Ontology annotation, molecular function: calcium ion binding.